This is a messenger RNA of Pseudogymnoascus verrucosus, 1134 nucleotides long. RefSeq lists its product as uncharacterized. The transcript has a single exon. The record is from RefSeq and is a predicted model, not a curated record. The coding region runs from base 221 to 1087 and encodes 288 amino acids. Lineage: Eukaryota; Fungi; Ascomycota; Leotiomycetes; Thelebolales; Thelebolaceae.
CCGGAUCAUGAUGGGACUCACUUAUUCUAAAAAUCUACCCCGAGCGCACGAAAGAGGGAUAUUAUCAACACGGUAUCCGAUUGGCUAUUCGUCACCCAGAACACGCAACGUAUAUUUAUAACAGUAGAGGAACCUGAGACGAAGCUGGCCAUAGAAUGUGACUGCUGUCUCUUACCUUUCACACAAAAUAAAGAUACUCCUGGAACACAUUUGUUUAAAUAUGCCGAAAGCGUGCCAGUUUUGCUGGGGACGUACAUCCCCCUCAACGCCAGGGAUCAAUGACCGCCAAGGAGUCCCGUACGUCACGGCGGUCUUCUCUGAUAAUUGGAAAUGGCAGUUUAACUCCAAGGAUCGUCGGUCGCGGCGGCGGAGGUUCGCUGACAGCGGGGAAAUAAUUUCCGGGUUUACUGCUGUCUUUUCUGAGGAUUGGAAAGAUGACGAAAGUGAUAAAGCACAUUCGCGUGUCAGUCCACUAAGUUGCAACACCUGCCAAUGGGACAAGGACUGUGAGAAAAACAUAGAUGCAUAUGUUUUCUCGACGGACUCACCUUCUUCAACACCGCCUCCUUUUAAACGACAGCCUGAAGAAACCUGCAGCUUAUCGAGGAUGGAGACGAUUUUUUCUCCCACAUCUCGCAAUCUUCAACAAUAUCAGUUUGGGGACUCACAAUCACCUAAUUGGCCACCAUCACCAAUGUCUACGAAUACCUUUACCCCUUCAUUCAUAACGUUAAUCGACGAAGAGACUUCCAUCCCAGAGCUCAUAUCGUCAGAGUGUUUAACGCCAAGUCAGCCAAGCUCAGUCUAUUCCAUAGCCAUGGAUACGCCAUCGCCCGCAGCAGAUGAAUUUGAGCAUCUUCCCUGGAUUCUGGCGGCCGAGGCCACUGAUGCCCACGACGGCGCAAUGUUUCCGAGCAAACCUUUACCUGGUCAUCACAGGUCUCUUCUUGAGGAUAAGAGAAUGGCUGCAGACUUGGGGUUCAACUACUGGGAGGAGUUCAUAGACUAUAGUAUCAUGGCUGUUGACGGUUCUAAUAAGCUAGAUGCUUUCCAAGAGUGGGGUUCAGGAGACCAAUUUUUAAUAUGAAUUUGACGAAUUAAUUAAUAUCUCAAUAACUGUGUGGUUUUUACAAU